AUUUGCAUUGACAUUGACAUAUGUCAGUAGUCCAUUUUCCUAAAAAUCGGCAUUUUGGUUAAUUUUAGACUUUUCUUUUCGAUUUAUGGUAAAUUAUUUGCUACAAAAAACCAAUUCAAUUGAAAAACACACCCUAUAAUUUUCGUUUAAGUAUAAAAAUUUAGGAAACGAAAAUGUCUGCGUCUCAAAUUUUCAACAGAAUAGGCCAGUUCGGACUGGGAGUAGCCCUCGUAGGCGGAGUAGUAAACUCAGCAUUAUAUAACGUCGACGGAGGCCACAGGGCAGUCAUUUUCGACCGAUUCUCCGGUAUUAAAAAGACCGUAAUAGGCGAAGGCACCCACUUCUUCAUCCCUUGGGUGCAAAAACCCAUCAUCUUCGACGUCAGAUCGCGUCCCAGGAACAUCCCCGUAGUAACCGGAAGCAAAGAUUUACAAAACGUAAACAUCACGCUGCGUAUCCUAUUCAGACCCGUACCCGAUCAACUACCUAGAAUUUACACGAUCUUAGGCCAGGAUUACGAGGAGCGAGUACUUCCUUCCAUUACGACGGAAGUACUGAAAGCGGUCGUAGCUCAAUUCGAUGCCGGUGAACUCAUCACACAGCGAGAUCUAGUAUCUCAAAAGGUUUCGGACGAUUUAACAGAAAGAGCCAAACAAUUCGGCGUUAUUUUAGACGAUAUCUCCCUGACUCAUCUCACGUUCGGUCGGGAGUUCACUCAAGCCGUCGAGUUGAAACAGGUGGCUCAGCAAGAGGCCGAGAAAGCCAGAUUUUUGGUGGAAAAGGCUGAACAAACGAAAAAAGCGACAGUAAUCUCGGCCGAAGGGGACGCACAGGCAGCUAUAAUGUUGGCCAAAGCCUUCGGGGAUGCCGGUGAAGGUUUGGUGGAAUUGAGGCGUAUCGAAGCCGCCGAAGACAUCGCUUAUCAACUAUCUAGAUCCAGGCAGGUGUCUUAUUUGCCCAGUGGACAGAAUUUGCUACUCAACGUGCCAACGCCGGGGAACUAAAUACAUAAAUGUUAGCGGAGGAAAAGCGAGAGGGUUGUUGCAUUCACGAAUUGGUUUUUUUUUCACUUAAUAGCCUGUUGUUUUAUUUGGCUAUUUCGAUGGAACCGUAGAUACGUCCCGCGGGCUUAAUACAUUUUAUAUUUUAUAAAUUUAGAUGUAAUGAUUUGUUAAUAAAUUGUUUAAAAUUAUUCCGAAACUCACUUCGCGUUUAUCCGAAAUUAACUCUAACACUUGAUGAGAAACACCGGUUAAAUAUUUCACAUGGAACUGUUGUUGGGAAUAAUUAAAUUUCAAACAUAUUGCCCCGAAGUACUUAUUAGCCGAGAGAUAACAUUUACAUGGUUUCCUCUAAAAUUUUAUGACUUGCUCGAAGUCACGAUUCCCCUCCAACUGAACGAAUUUCGGCGGAAUAUUUUUUGCACUUGCAUUUCAAACGUAUCAUUAGCCAAAUUGUCAGUGCAGGCGUUCGGAAUUUUUACUAACUCUACUAGAAAAACGACUAAAUUUGUUCCAUGAAUGAUUCUUGUUUCCUCUUUUGGACGCUUAUAAUUCAUUCUAGAACCAUUUAGAACUGUCUGGAACCAUUUAGAACGCUCCAUAAGCAUUUAAAACUGUCUAGAACGAUUUAGAACGCUUCAGAACCAAUUAGA
Messenger RNA from Phyllotreta striolata, 1654 nucleotides. The record is from the annotation of a GenBank genome assembly. NCBI's taxonomy places the organism in Eukaryota, Metazoa, Arthropoda, Insecta, Coleoptera, Chrysomelidae.